GCGAGCGAAAGAUCAGUAGUGCCCCGAUGUCGCCCCGGAAGAUCUCGAGCCACGAGCGACUCAUGGAGUCCAUCCGGAAGCAGGAGCACUCGCUCAAGAAGACUCCCUGCUCAGCUGUCAAGAAAGUUUCAGCCGGGAUGGGCCGUGUACAGGAGGACGACCAGACGCCCCAGAGCGGGCGCCGGCUCAUUAAGGCCGACCCUUCGCUCGCCGUGCCCUGCUCCACCACAUUCGACGACGACGACGACGACGACCCGGACUUUCCGGAGACGCCGGCCACGCCCCAAUGUGCCGAGCCGGCGGCGCGUGGCGGCCUGGGGCUGGGGUACCGGACCACGGGUGGACCCGUCAGCUCGCACUGGCACCAGAAUACUGAUUACGAUCAAGAAAUUGUGGCACUGGACCUGGCCACGCAGCGGGUCAGCUUCAAGUCGGACCGGCGCCACACGCUGGCGCGCCAGUUCCUCGCCUCGUCGCAGUGGACGGACAUGGAGUGUCUAUCGCUGACGUUGGAGGAGGUGGUGCAUAUCCGCUCCGUCCUGACUAAGGCGGAGCUGGACUCGCUGCCGGUCGAGUGUCACAUCAAGGAGGACGUGGCGCGCGGCAAGCUCUGCUUCCUCUGCAUGAAGACCCGCUUCUCCUUCUUCGGCGCCAAGGGCCACAACUGCCGCCUCUGCCAGCGCGUUGUCUGCGCCAAGUGCUGCGCCAAGAUGAGAAUACCGACCGAGCACUUCGCCAGUAUCCCGGUGUACACGCUGACGCCGUCGUCGCUCUCGCCGCAAGAGGAGGAGGCUCGCUCCCUGCUGUCGCGUCUGCAGGUGCCAGAGAUGCCCAGCUUCACCACUGGUGGCUCAGACCCCACCUCACCGAACCUGUCGCGUCAGAGUCCGGAGCAGACGCAGAGUCUGCCGCCGCAGCCGCUGCUGCAGCAGGUCGAGUCCAAGCUGCGCAGGGCGCGCCUGUACCGGUCGCGCACGCUGGCGCGCCCCGAGGACAUCGACAGCCCGAAGUCGGACGGCGACCGCGACGAGUUAGCCUGGCGGGCGUGCUCAUGA
Molecule: messenger RNA, 1055 nt
Organism: Pollicipes pollicipes
Lineage: Eukaryota; Metazoa; Arthropoda; Thecostraca; Pollicipedomorpha; Pollicipedidae
Product: protein spire homolog 1
Exons: 10
Coding region: 27-1055 (342 amino acids)
Biological process (GO): polar body extrusion after meiotic divisions; Golgi vesicle transport; cleavage furrow formation
Cellular component (GO): cytoplasmic vesicle membrane; cell cortex
Molecular function (GO): microtubule binding; actin binding
Source: RefSeq, a predicted model, not a curated record